This is a messenger RNA of Bactrocera tryoni, 12449 nucleotides long. Its product is annotated as microtubule-associated protein futsch. Gene Ontology annotation, molecular function: protein binding. The record is from RefSeq and is a predicted model, not a curated record. The transcript is spliced from 7 exons. Bases 347 to 11413 code for a protein of 3688 amino acids. NCBI's taxonomy places the organism in Eukaryota, Metazoa, Arthropoda, Insecta, Diptera, Tephritidae.
UUUUUUGCAAAGCAAAUCUCAAAAGUGUUGUGUAAAUCAAGUGCUGACCAGUGUUCACGAAAAACUGCCGAAGGAUUAUAACCUAAAAGCAGCAACCACUGGAAAUGGAUUAAUUGUUAAACUGAGUGAGAAGUUCAACGUCAUUUUAUAAGCAAACGUAAAAUAAUUAUUUGGAACUUUUAGCACGAAAACAGCGUAUUUUUAGACAAUCCUUGCGGUGCUUUGGCCCAAGUGAAAUAUACAAUAGUGUAAUCUGCCUGAAAAGUGUCAAAAAUAAAUUGCGUUGGAAAAUAAAAAAAAAUAAUAAACUAAGAAACUUUCUAAUUUAAAUUGUGUGUUAAUUUUUAUGAAACAGCACGCAGGCGCCCUGAGUACGAGGAAAUUCAAAUUAGCAAGUGAAAAAGGAUAUUGCAAGAUGACCAGAAAAGGUUCGAGUCCACUGGGGCUCGACAUGUUGGCUGUCUCAGUGGCAGUGGCAUUCAUAUUUUUGCCAUUAUUAGCACAAGCCGCUCCCCUACAAGAUGCAACUGAAAUUCAACAAUACACAGAAGGCUGUUAUUACAAUUACAAUCACUACAAUGAAGGCGAUAGAAUAUUGACGAAUGAACCCUGCCUGAAUUGUACCUGCCAUAAUAAGAUGCUCAUGUGUUAUCUGCGUGUCUGCCCGUUCACGAAGCCAAUCGGUCACGACUGCAUUGUGGAGAAGCGUGAGGAUCAGUGCUGUCCGAUUAUCACAUGCCCCGAGGUACCAGUUGAUAUUGCGCAUCAUGCACCCGAACCAGGCACUGAACUCAGCAUUCCCGAGAAAUAUGGCUGCAGCAUCGACAGUAAAUUCUACCCAGAGGGCGCACAAGUACCAUCGAACCCAAAUAAGCCCUGCGAGCUGUGUUACUGCAUCAAGAAUCGCACUUCGUGUUUAAUGCAGGAAUGUACGCUGCAUAUUGACGGUUGCACGCCCAUCUACAAUAAGGGUUCAUGCUGUCCCGUGCGUUACAAUUGCGAUCACGAGAAUGACAUUUUGGAAUUGGAGGAUCAUUCGUCGACCACAUCCACCACCACCACGGAGCGUCCAACGCCUGGUUUCAUACUCACAACCACCAUGUCGCCCUCAGUCUCCACCGAUUGUGUACACAAUGGCGAAAUUUAUGCCGACGGCGCGUCCAUUACUGGCAAGAGCGCCUGCGAACAUUGCUACUGUAUGCGCGGAGAUAUUGUUUGUGCUGUGCAAGAAUGUGAGAUGCCAAUGUUGGCCAGCAAUGGCAAGAGUUGCCAUGCAUUGCCACCAGCCGAAGGUGAGUGCUGUCCAAGCAAUUAUGUCUGCGAAGAUGACUCAGCCACAACCGAAGCCUUUGAGAUCACGACUGUACCGUAUGCUAAAGAAGAAGUAGCAGUUACUGCCAGCCCUGAUAAGGACCUGCAUGGCGCCAUUCCAGCCGAGGAUAUUGAACUACAACAACACAUUGAUGAAGAUGAAGAAGAAAAGGUAUCCACCGAUAAGCCCGAGGUCGAAGCCGAACAAGAAGUGGAAGGUAAACCUGCCGAUCAAGUUACUACUUCAACUCCUGAUGUGGCAGCAAUUGGUGCCACUGAAACAGCGGUAACAGCAGAAUCUGAAGAAGCACAAAAGGAAGAAGGGAUUGAGGAUAUUGAGCGUGUUACCACAGUUAAAUCUGAAAUUGCGACCGAAGCACCUGUUGAAGAGCAGAAGACGGAAGAGGAACCGACAAGUACUGAAGCUGCUGAGCAUGUAUAUGGAACAACAGCUGGACCUGAUGGCACCAAACGUAUUGGCAUUGACAUUGACGAGCAUGACAAGGCUACCGCUGAGCCAGCCGCUGAGGAAGAGGUCACUACAGUUCCAAGUACUCAUGUGGAACAUAAGCCAACAGUUGAAUUUGCCGACAGAAUUGAUACUGAAACAGGUAAACCGAUUAGCGAUGAGGCAGCAACGACAGUUCAACCAGCAAUCGCAGAAAUACCAACUACUGUAUCCACGCCUACGAAAGCUGAUAAGGAGUCCGGUGAAGAUGCAAGCGCUGAGACUGUCGAAAGUGAGGAAUCAACAGAAACAUCUGAAGAAGCUAGUGCUGCACAUGAGAAACCAACCACUACACAGCGGCCCGUUGUUGAGAAAGAAAGUUCUGAGGAGUCCACAGAAGUUGCUGAACAAGAAGCCACCACCAAACAACCAAUCGUUGUUGUAUCAGGAGAAGAGCCAGAGAAAUCCACUACGCAGCGGCCUGUUGUUGAGAAAGAAAGUGCUGAGGAGUCCACAGAAGUUAUGGAACAAGAAGUCACCACUAAACAACCAAUUGUUGUUGUAUCUGAAGAGGAGGAAGAGAAACCCACAAGCACCGAGGUCAGUAAGGAGGGCAGCGAAGAAUCAACUGAGUCUGCAGAAGCUGAGGUAUCAACACAACAAUCUACAGAAAUCUCAAGUUCAGAAGAGGAAAUACCUGAUAUGCAAUUGCCAGCUGUUAUACCAGGAGAAGGUGACUGUUUGGUCGGCCACAGAACUUACGAAAAUAAUACAAUUAUACCAACGGCGGACGAGUGUGAUAUAUCUUGCAAAUGUGUUAGCAGCAUUGUUGUUUGCCAGAAGGUUGAGUGCGAUAUCCCAGCAGAUAUUAGCAGAUGUGUUAUCGAUCAAGCAAGCUCCACCAAAUGCUGUCCCGCAUACAUCUGUGAACCACAAGAAACUGCAGCAACUACUGCGCCCAUUGCACAGGAUGAAGAACAGCCAACAGUUGCUCCUAUCUCAGAUAUUCACAUACCUGCUGCUUCUACUGAACAGCCAAUGUCUCAUGUCAAGGAAGAAGAAGAACCAAUUGUAGAAGGUACAGCUGCUCCAGAAAUUGAUCAAACCGCAUCGAUUACCGAAAGUGAAGAGGAUAUCGAGGCAGCUACAGAGUCACCUAUCGCACCUGUUGUCGUUGCUGAAACUGAAGCAGAGAAGACUACUGUCGCACCCAUCGUGGACGCUGGACACGUUGAAACUGGUACAGGUGUUCCAGGUGCUGAGGAAGUUGAGAAGGUUACUGCUAAACCUGAAGAAGAAGGUGUUCCAACCGUGGAAGAAGACAAAGCCACUAUUGAUCACGAAAUUCCUGAAAUCACUGAAAUUGAAAAGACUACAGUUGCUCCAACUGCUGAGGAAGGCGCUAAGGUUACUGCUGUACCUGAAGAAGCAGUUUCAGACGUCGAAAAGGCAACAGAAUCCCUAGUUUCUGAGGAGGUCGAGAAGCCAACAUCUCGUCCAGCAUUCGAUCAAGGUGAAAAGGUUCCUGCUGUACCUGAAGAAGAAACAGUCUCAGACGUCGAAAAGGCAACAGAGUCACCAGUUUCUGAGGAGGUUGAGAAACCAACAUCUCGUCCAGCAUUCGAUGAAGGUGAAAAGGUUACUGCUGUACCUGAAGAAGAAGCACUUUCAGACGUCGAAAAGGCAACAGUGUCACCAGUUUCUGAGGAGGUUGAGAAACCAACAUCUCGUCCAGCAUUCGAUGAAGGUGAAAAGGUUACUGCUGUACCUGAAGAAGAAGCACUUUCAGACGUCGAAAAAGCAACAGUGUCACCAUUUUCUGAGGAGGUCGAGAAGACAACAUCUCGUCCAGCAUUCGAUGAAGGUGAAAAGGUUCCUGCUGUACCUGAAGAAGAAACAGUCUCAGACGUCGAAAAGGCAACAGUGUCACCAGUUUCUGAGGAGGUUGAGAAACCAACAUCUCGUCCAGCAUUCGAUGAAGGUGAAAAGGUUACUGCUGUACCUGAAGAAGAAACAGUUUCAGACGUCGAAAAGGCAACAGUGUCACCAGUUUCUGAGGAGGUCGAGAAGCCGACAUCUCGUCCAGCAUUCGAUGAAGGGGAAAAGGAAGAAGUUUCUGAACCGGUUACCGUCGGUGAGGAUAUUGAAAAGACUACAGUCGCCCCUGUUUCUGAAGGUCAUGAAAAGGUCACCUCUACCUCAAUGGAAGAAAUACCAGAGAAGGUUACUUCGAUACCUACAACAGAAAUUGAAGGAGCUACAGCUACCCCAAUUGCUGAAGAACAAGCGAAACCAACAACAGCUCCUGGAAUUGAAGACAUUUCCGAGGGUGCUACUGCAACAUCCGCUGAAGAAGCAAGCGUCACUGCUACUCCUGCUGCUACUGAAAAAGAAGAAACCGCUCCAGAGUCUGAACAAAUUGAUGAGGUUACUUCUGCUCCUGCUAUCGAAGGCAUUGAAAAGGUUACCGUUGCUCCUAUUUCUGGCGAUGAAGAUAAGGACGGUGUCACAACUGUUCCAGCAAUCGAAGAAAUUGAGAAGACGACAAGAACUCCUGCCACUGCAGAGCCUGAGAAAGCUAUUAGUGAAGAAGCUGAAGAACCUACUGCUACUAUUGUGGGUGAAGAAAGUGAUAAGGCUACUAUUGCUCCUGGCCUUGAAGAAACUGAAAAGGUUACCGCUGCACCUAGUAUCGAUGAGGAAGGACAUUCUAUUCCAGCCUCUGAAGAACCCGAAAAGACUGCUGGUGGAGAAGCUGAGGAGCCCACUGCUAUUCCUGUUGAUGAAGAAUUCGAGAAAGUCACUUCUGCUCCUGCUGUCGGUGGAAUUGAAAAGACUACUUCAGCCCCUGUGUCUGGCGAUGAAGAGAAGGAAGUUGAGCAUAUCACAAUUGUUCCAGCAAGCGAUGAAAUCGAGAAAACAACUAGUACUCCUGCCGCUGCAGAACCCGAGAAGCCCAUUAGUGGAGAAUUUGGGGAGGCUGUUACUGGUCCAGUUGAUGAGGAAUUCGAAAAAGUUACUCCCAUUUCUAUUGACGAAGAAAUUGAAAAGAUUACUUCCGCUCCUGCUGCCGAAGAAGAAGAAAAGGUGGAAAUUGAAAAGACAACUAGUGCUACUAUUCCAGAAGAAGGGGAAAGAACAACAGCUUCUCCCGCUGUUGAAGAUGUGGAGACUAGUACUGAUGCCUCUGCUGUUCCUACCUUCGAAGAAGAAAAGAAAGAAACUUCUGCUCCUGGUACUGAAGGUAUAGAAAAGACAACAUCCGCUCCUCUGGACCAAAGCGUAGAAAAGGUUACUGCUGAACCUACUGCCGAGAAAGGUGAGGAGAUUAGCGCUAGUCCAACUGUCGAAGAAAUUGAGAAAACAACUGUUGCUGCCAUCGCCGAAGAAGCCGAUAAAGCUACCGCUUCUCCAGUUGGUGAAGAACCUGAAGAGGUCACUUCUGCCCCUGUUAUUGAUGAAGUUGAAAAGGUUACCCAAGCUCCUGAAGAAGGAGAAGUUCCAUCAUUUACUGGUAUUCCACGUCUUGACUUGGAUAUUGAAGGACAAUCGGGUACUGCCGCUCCUACCAAGGAUACAGAUGAAAAAGAAACCGAAAGUGUUGCGGAGGCCGAAAAGGUCACUACCGCUCCUGAAAUCGAAACUUCUCACAAAGCUACUGCAGCUCCAGAAAUUGAGGAAGGCGAGGGAAGUGGACAGGUUGAAGAAGGUGAAAAGGCCACUAUUGCUCCUGAAAUCGAAGAUGUUCACAAAGCUACUGCAGUUCCUGAAAUCGAAGAGGCCGAGGGAAGUGGACCGAUUACAUCUGAAGGCGAAAGUAUUGAGGAAGGAGAAAAGAUCACAGCUGCUCCUGGAAUCGAAGAUGUUCACAAAACCACUGCAGCUCCUGAAAUCGAGGAAGCCGAAGGCAGCGGACAGGUUACAUCAGAAGGUGAAGGCAUUGAAGAAGGAGAAAAGGUCACAGGUGUUCCUGGAACCCAAGAUGUUCACAAAACUACUGCAGCUCCUGAAAUCGAAGAAGCGGAGGGAAGCGGACAGAUUACACCUGAAGGAGAGACUGUUGAAGAAGGUGAAAAGGUCACAGCUGCUCCUGGAAUCGAAGAUGUUCACAAAACUACUGCAGCUCCUGAAAUCAAGGAAACCGAGGGAAGCGGACAGGUUACAUCAGAAGGUGAAAAGGUUACUGCUACUCCUGAAAUCGAAGGUAUUCACAAAACUACUGCAGCUCCUGAAAUUGAAGAAGCUGAGGGAAGUGGACAAGUUACAUCAGAAGGUGAAAGCGUUGAAGAAGGUGAAAAGGUCACUGCGGCUCCCGAAAUUGAGGAAGGUCUUAAAAAGAUCAGUGAUGUGCAGGAAGGCGAAAAUAUUACAUCUGCUCCAGUUACAGAAGAAAUUGAACAUGUUACCGCAGGUCCUGGUGCACAGGAAGCUGAAGGUGUGGAAAAAUCUACUCUUGCUCCUGAAUUCGAAAGUGUUGAAAAGAUCACUGCUGCACCUACUUUGGAGGAUACUGAGAAAUCAACAGUUGCUCCUGCACAGGAAACCGAAGGAGCCGAAAAAACUACGGCCUCUCCUGACACGUCUUAUGCCGAAGCCGCAGAGAAAACUACCCGUACACCAGAAAUUGAAGAUAUUGACAGAGUCACUGAAAAGGCUCCUGUCGCACCUGAACACGAAGAAGGUGAAUUUUUGGAGAAAACUACUCUUGCUCCUGAAUUCGAAGGUGUGGAUAAGGUUACUAUUGUUCCUGAUAUCGAAGAACUUGAAAAGGGUACCGUCGUUCCUGGACUCGCAAAGGAUGAAGUUCCUGAAACUGAAGAAAUCGACAAAGUUACCGCCGCUCCUGGCACCGAAAAAGUUGAAAAGCCUAGUGAUGUUGACCAUGUUAAGGCAGGUGCUGAGAAGGUUACAACCACACCUGAAGUCGACGAAGCUGAAAUAUCUACUGCCGCGCCCACAAUCGAAAUUGACGAAGUUCCUGAAAUCGAAGAAGCCGAUAAAAUCUCUGUUACUCCUAGUAGUGCGGUAUCUGAAAAGGAAACCGUUACUCCUGAUGUUGGGGGUGAUGAAUUUUUGGAAAGUACUACUCUUGCUCCUGCUCUUGAUGUCGAAGGUAUUGAAAAGACCACUGCAACUCCAACUGCAGAAGAACCCGAAAAGGAAGACUUUGAAAGAACCACGGUUACCCCUCAUGCUGAAUCUGCAACUAAAGUCACGUCUGUUCCAACUGCUGAACAGCCUCAAGAAGUUACAUCUGCUCCUGGAGCUCAAGAUGUUGAUCAUGAAAAAGUCACAACCGCUCCUGUGGCCGAUGAGGAAUUCGAGAGAGCUACUGUUGCUCCUGGAGUGGACGCUGGAAUCGGUUUUGAUGACAGCAAGAAAGAAACGGAUGACUCUGAGAUUCAUAAAGCAGAUAAACACACUACUAUUCCUCCAACUGAGGUCGAAAGCGAAGGUAUUACAAUUGCUCCUCGCUUGGACUUGGACAUCGAAGAAGCCACCGUUCAACCUGUUGUACCAUCUCUAGAAGACACAAAUGUUACUCCAGCUCCAGCAGUAAUAGCUGAUUUAGAAUCAGUAGAGGAAAGCGAUACAUCAGUAGAAUCAGAAGAAGAGAGCACAACUGAACAUAAAGUACAACAUAUUGGAGAAUUCGUUACGGAUCAUAUCUUGCAUAGCACUACUGAAAGUGCUAUUAAACCCAUUGAGCCAUCCAAGGACGAGUUGGAAGCUUCAGGUGAAGAAGGCGAAAAUAUUGAGGAUAUAACCAUUGAACCCGCUUUGAAACCACAAUUUGUGGGCGCAGACAUGGUUGCAGUUACAGAUAAGUCUACAACCGAGGAAGAGACUACGAAACCUGAAAUCAGCGAGGAAGCUCAACCAGCGUUAGAUGAGGCAGCUAAGGAGAAACAACCUACUCCAGCUGCUCCAGAAACCGAAGCUGAGGAAGCAGCAGCAACAUCGAAACCCGAAAAGGAAGAAGAGAAACCAACAUCAGCUAAACCACAAGGCGUCGCCGAUGAACGAGAAUUCACCACUGCUGUUCCGCAAAUAGAUACAGUCAAGGAAGAGCAACACACCACGGGCAAACCUUUGGUUGAGGUAGCCGAAACUGUAACUGAAUCUGAAAAAGAGGAACAACCGGCCGCAAGCAAACCUCAGGUCGAAUCUGAAGAAGAAGAACAACCUGCAACAGCUAAACCUGAAACCGAAUCCGAAGAGAAGGAGCAACCUUCAACAGCUAAACCUGAAAUCGAAUCCGAAGAGGAGGAACAACCAGCAACAGUUAAGCCUGAAGUUGAAUCUGAGAUCACAGUAACAGCCGCUCCUGCGGUCGAAUCCGAAGAAGAGAAACAACCUGCAACACCUAAACCUGAAAUCGAAUCCGAAGAGGAGGAACAACCAACAACAACAGCGACAGUUAAGCCUGAAGUCGAAUCUGAGACAUCAACAGCCGCACUGGGAGUCGAAUCUGAAGAGAAACAACCUGCAACAGCUAAACCUGAAAUUGAAUCCGAAGAGAAGGAACAACCAGCGACAGUUAAGCCUGAAGUUGAAUCUGAGAUCACAGUAACAGCCACUCCUGCAGUCGAAUCCGAAGAAGAGAAACAACCUGCAACACCUAAACCUGAAAUCGAAUCCGAAGAGGAGGAACAACCAGCGACAGUUAAGCCUGAAGUUGAAUCCGAUAUCACAGUAACAGCCGCUCCUGCUGUUGAAUCCGGAGAAGAAAAACAACCUACAACAGGUGCUCCUGAAAUUGAAUCCGAAGAAGAGGUAGAAUCAGCGACCGGCAAACCUCAGUUCGAAUCUGAUGAAGAAAAGAUCCCAGCUACAGCCACUCCAGUGACUGAAUCAGAAGAAGAAAAACAACCUGCAACUGCUAAACCUGAAAUUGAAUCCGAGGAUGAGAAACAGCCAGCGACAGCUAAGCCUCAGGUCGAAUCUGAUGAAGAAAAGAUUCCUGCAACAGCUGCUCCUGAAAUCGAAUCCGAAGAGGAGGAACAGUCAGCGACAGUUAAACCUGCGUACCCAGAAUCAGCCGCUCCUGAAGUCGGGUUCGACGAAGACAAACAACCUGCAACUGUUAAACCUGAAAUUGAAUCCGAAGAAGAGGUAGAAUCAGCAACAGCUAAACCUCAGGUCGAAUCUGAUGAAGAAAAGAUCUCAGCAACAGCUGCUCCCGUUACAGAAUCUGAAGAAGACAAACAACCUGUAACAGCUAAGCCUGAAAUUGAAUCCGAAGAGGAAGAACAGCCAGCGACAGCUAUGCCUCAGGUCGAAUCUGAUGAAGAAAAGAUUCCUGCAACAGCCGCUCCUGAAAUCGAAUCCGAAGCUAAGCCUGCGUACCCAGAAUCAGCCGCUCCUGAAGUCGGGUUCGACGAAGACAAACAACCUGCAACUGUUAAGCCUGAAAUUGAAUCCGAAGAAGAGGUAGAAUCAGCGACAGCUAAACCUCAGGUCGAAUCUGAUGAAGAAAAGAUCUCAGCAACAGCCGCUCCCGUUGCCGAAUCUGAAGAAGACAAACAACCUGCAACAGUUAAGCCUGAAAUUGAAUCCCAAGAGAAAGAACAGCCAGCGACAGCUAAGCCUCAAAUUGAAUCCGAGAUCCAGGCGUCAGUCGCUCCAGAAGUUGAAUCUGACAAACCAUCUGCAACAGCUAAGCCUGAGGCCGAAGUUGAAGAAGAACAGCCAGCAACAGCCGCUCCUAAAGUUGAAUCAGAAGAAGAAAAACAACCUGCAACUGCUAAACCCGAAAUCGAGUCCGAAGAGGAGGAACAACCAGCAACAGCUAAGCCUCAGGUUGAAUCUGAUGAUGAAAAGAUCACAGUAACAGCUACUCCUGAAGCCGAAUCAGAAGGAGAAAAACAGCCGGCAGCUGGUAAACCUGAGAUCGAAUUCGAAGAGAAGGAACAACCAGCGACAGCCAAACCUGAGGUCGAAUCUGAUGAAGAAAAGAUUCAUGCAACAGCCGCUCCUGAAAUGGAAUCCGAAGAGGAGGAACAACCAGCGACAGCUAAGCCUGCGUACCCAGCAUCAGCCACUCCUGAAGUCGGUUUCGACGAAGAAAAACAACCUGCAACAGCUAAACCUGAAAUUGAAUCCGAAGAUGUAGAAUCAGCGACUGCCAAGCCUCAGGUCGAAUCUGAUGAAGAAAAGAUCACAGCAACCGGUGCUCCUGAAAUCGAAUCUGAAGAAGAAAAGCAACCUGCAACUGCUAAACCUGAUAUCGACUCCGAAGAGAAGGAACAACCAGCGACAGCUAAGCCUGGGUACCCAGCGUCAGCCACUCCUGAAGUCGGUUUCGACGAAGAAAAACAACCUGCUACAGCUAUACCUGAAAUUGAGUCCGAAGAGGAGGAACAACCAGCGACAGCCAAACCUCAGGUCGAAUCUGAUGAAGAAAAGAUCCCAGCAACAGCCGCUCCUGGAAUCGAAUCCGAAGAACAAAAACAACCUGCAACAGGUGCUCCUGAAAUCGAAUCGGAAGAACAGAAACAACCUGCAACAGCUAAACCUGAAAUUGAGUCCGAAGAGGAAGUACAAUCAGCGACAGCUAAACCUCAGGUCGAAUCUGAUGAAGAAAAGAUUACUGCAACAGCCGCUCCUGAAUCCGAACUCGAAAAAGAAUCAGCCACGAGCAAACCGGAAGGUGAAGUCGAUGAGGAUAAAGAAACUGCAUCAGUACCACCUACGACUGAAGCUGAAUCGGAAACGGAGAAGCAGCCAACAGCAACCAAACCAGAAACCGAUGUUGGCGAAGAACAACAAACAGCAACUGUGCAACCUGUGGCCGAAACAGAAGGCGAUAAGCAACACACUCCUGAAGAAGCAGUGCCCGCCAGCUCUACUGAGAAGACAGAAACAUCUGAAGAAGAAGCUGAAGUCAGUUCAGAAGAGAAACAAGGCAUCACAACUGUACAUCCGCUAUUCCCACAUAUUGUUACCACACUGCCAACGCCAGCUAUCGACAGCAGAGUUGAUGUCGUCGCCAAUACAACUGCGCAAUCCGAAAUUCUUACGGAAACCACCACACCCACAAAUCUCAUCGCCAGUGAUGUGCUCGUUACAACACAACCCACAAUCACACACUAUCCACCACCGGCACCCGUCUACGGCCAAUAUCCAUCCUACAACGAUGAAUAUCCCGACGAAGACGAAUCUGAGGUCUUCGGUCCCGGCACCUGUCGCUAUGGCGGCAAACUUUACGUGUCCGCACAGCAAAUACCACGCGACGAUCCCUGCGAUUUCUGCUUCUGCUUCCGAAGCGACAUUAUCUGCUUGCAACAAUCUUGCCCGCCACCAAUUGCCGGCUGUCACGAGGAACCGAUCUCUGGUUUCUGUUGUCCACGAUACGAAUGUCCCGUGUCGAUGGCAACCGUACUGAAUAUCACCACCAGUACGACAACGACAAGCACAACACUGCCGCCACACUUCCUGCACCACUCGUAUGGCGGUGCGGUGCAACGUAACGGCUGUCUGAUCAACGGCCGAUCAUACAAGGUUGGCGAGAAGAUCGAAUCGACGAGCGGUCCCUGCAUCAAUUGCACUUGCGGCGGCGAUGGAAAGAUGAAAUGUGAUCCUCAGGCGUGCGUGCCCGAGCCCACGAUGCAGCAGGUGAUGGCUGUCGUGGCGACCGGCCGGAAGAGAUGAAAUAAUCGCUAAGCAUUAACGCUUACGCAUACAACACAGCAGAUAAAGAACACGCACACACACACUCAAACACAAACACAAAGCAAGACUAGUGAACUUAAAUGAAUCUGCAAUCCCGGUGCCAAAAUCACAAUGAAACAUUAUGGAAUUAUGGAGAAGUCGAAGCAAAUAUUGAAGAGACGAAGGAAACUAUGCAAAACAAAAAAAAGAAGAAGAAACAAAAAUAAAAAACGAACGUUUUCGAGGCGAAAAAUGAGUUGGGCACACAUACCUACAUACAUAUCUGCGUAUGUGUUGUAUAUGUAGCUCCGUUAUUUUUGCUUUGAACACACAAACCCUUAUUAUUAUUAUAUUUAAUAGGUAUAUACUAUAUUUAUAUAUAAAUAUUAUUUUUUUUUUUGUUUUUGUUUUUGUCGAACUAGCAUACGAGCAAACAACCAGUGAUAUUGUGCUGUAUACCUAGUAUAGGUGCAAUUAACAAUUUUGUAAUUAAGGACGCACUUACUUAAGCGAAAUUUUCGUUUGUAAUUUGUAAUUGUAAAAAAAAACACAACAACAAAAGCAAAGCAAGCAAACGAACCUAACGUAAUUUUAUAUUAUAAAAAAAUAUAUAAUAAAUUUUAGUAAUAUUUGUAACGUGGUUCUUUGUGUGCGCACGAUUGCAGCGGCACGACGUGCAAGAAAAGAAAAUAACCGUUAGACAUAUGUAAAAUAUAAAUUCAAGAGACUCUCACUAAAAAAAAAUAUGUUAAAAGCGAAAACACCAACCCGCAUGCGUCGUUUGGCACGCAUAUUGUGGCUGCCACAAAGAAUAACGUUAUGAAUUGUAAAAACUUUGCCAUUAACUAUAUUUGUAUUCGAUAUAUACAUAUAUUUAACCACUAUGCUAGACAUGCGCUAGCGCCUAAUUGUAGACUAUGAUUUUUACUAAUUUUUAUAUGCGACACUUGCAACGAACUUUUUUAAUAAAAAUAUAUAUAUUUUAAUGUUGCUACUAGUCUUCUUAAAUUGUACGAGCAACAACGAGAAAAAAACG